AUGACAGAACCCGUGUCGAUGGAUUUAGGAGGCGAUGACUGCCAUUUGUUUCGUAGUUUACACAAUCACUUGGGGAACAUAACUUUCGCCAGUCAGGAGGAGAUCGAAACUGACAUUUCAGAGUUCUUCGCUUUGAAACCAAAGGAGUUUUAUAUUGAUGGGAUUAAAAAGCUCUGUGACGGUGAUGUCACAUUCAAUGAUGACAUCUUCAAUGAGACAUUAAGAUUAAUAGACGACAAGGUUCAAUCACUGGGUGGAAACAAACUUGAAAUCUAUGGUCUUCCAGCUCCUCCUGUCAGAGAUGUUCAACACAGAUUAGCACAAGAGCUAAUCAGGGAAACAUCAUACAACAUGGAAAGUUUGCAAGCAGUUGUCAAUGAAAAGGAACCAAUUCUGGUACAGGAUCAAAAGGAAGUAUACUGGCAAGUUCUUACAUCUGUGGACAAUAACACUGGUGGGGUUUUCUUCUUAGAUGCUCCUGGAGGCACAGGAAAGACAUUAUUGAUCAACCUGCUCCUUGCCAAGGUAAGACAGAAGAAGAAGAUUGCUCUGGCUGUUGCAUCCUCUGGAAUUGCAGCUACACUCCUAACAGGUGGAAGAACAGCCCAUUCAACAUUCAAGCUGCCUCUGAACCUCAUCCAAAAUGAAUCUCCUUUAUGCAACAUAACAAAGAAUACAGCGUUAGCAAUACUCCUUACAUAUGCCAAACUCAUUGUCUGGGAUGAGGCAACAAUGUCCCAUAAGGCAGCCUUUGAAGCGCUUGAUAGAACACUACAAGACUUCAGAAACAAUAAGAAGAUCAUGGGUGGUGUCACCCUCCUCAUGGCUGGUGACUUCAGGCAAACGCUGCCUGUCGUUCCCAGAGGAACCAGGGCGGAUGAGCUGAGAGCUUGCAUCAAGUCCUCAUAUAUCUGGCAACAUGUCAAGCAGCUUACUCUGACAACCAACAUGAGGGUUCACAUUCAUGGUGACCCGUUAGCCGCACAGUUCUCCAACAAGUUACUUGACAUUGGAAAUGGAAAACUUCCUCAAGAUCCAGAAGAUAAUCUACAUCAUCUCCCAUGUGGCAAUAUGACUGCCUCCCUUGAAGAACUAAAGAGCAAGGUGUUUCCAAACAUUGCCACAAACUACAAAAGUCACAAGUGGCUACGUGAAAGAACAAUUCUGGCACCAAGGAAUGAUUCUGUAGACAAGCUGAAUUUAAAUUUGUUAACUCAGCUUCCAGGACCUGAAUGUUCAUACAGAUCAAUUAACUCUGUCCCUGAUCAACAACAGGCAACGCAUUACCCAGUGGAGUUCCUCAAUUCACUUCAGCCAUCAGGAUUUCCACCACACAUUCUGAUCGUGAAAAUAGGUGCUCCCAUAAUGCUAUUAAGAAACCUUGAUGUACCCACACUCUGCAAUGGAACAAGUUCAUUUAAUUCAUUUAUUUAUAGUAAAUUCCGACCCUCCAUCGCUGCCUGCCACCCAUAUUUUGUCCUACACAAUGAUCGCAUACGACAAUCCGAUUGCAGCUCUCCUCACUAUCCAUGA
This is a messenger RNA of Octopus bimaculoides (California two-spot octopus), 1533 nucleotides long. Its product is annotated as ATP-dependent DNA helicase pif1. The record is from RefSeq and is a predicted model, not a curated record. Lineage: Eukaryota; Metazoa; Mollusca; Cephalopoda; Octopoda; Octopodidae.